Molecule: messenger RNA, 6296 nt
Organism: Portunus trituberculatus (swimming crab)
Lineage: Eukaryota; Metazoa; Arthropoda; Malacostraca; Decapoda; Portunidae
Gene: loco
Product: regulator of G-protein signaling loco-like
Biological process (GO): signal transduction
Molecular function (GO): protein binding; GTPase activator activity
Source: RefSeq, a predicted model, not a curated record
CAGGAGUUGCAGGGACGGCUGGGAUAGAAGAUGGCGCCUGGGUAUCGGCUCGACACACUUAUACCCUUCAUAUUUUGACCAUUUUCCCUGUGUUUCCCUGGCGCUGUGACCCUGAGGGCUUGAGAACAACCCCUGCAGACCCUGGGGGAGGAUGUGACACCCCCUGGGGAGCAAAAUAACCCCUGGGAAGCGAGAUAUGAGCCGUUAAAAUAGGCACAACUGCAAGAUUUUUGAGGUGUGAAGAGGGCGGUAGCACCACCACCACCACCACCACCAUGCACAACAACAACAACAAUAACAAUAACAACAACAACGCCCACAACAACACCACCACCACCAGCACCACCACGAACAACACCACCAACAGCCACCACCACAGCAGCCACCACCACAACAACAACAACCGCCGCCGCAAGAAGCGCCCCUCGUAUGGCGUGCGCACGGUGGAGAUCACCAAGGGGCGGAAGGGGUUCGGCUUCACCAUCAGCGGGCAGGGGCCGUGCAUGCUGUCCUGCAUCGUGCCGGGGUCACCGGGGGAGCGGGCCGGCCUGCGCCCCGGGGACUACCUCAUCGCGGUGAACGGCCAGAACGUGAGCAAGGCGGCGCACGAUGACGUGGCGCGGCUGAUCGGCGCCUCCAAGCUGCUCAAGCUGCAGAUCGCCGAGAACUACUACUCUGACUCCUCCGACGACGAGUUCGUGACGGUGAGCCGCCCCAAGCCCAAGUACCCCAACAGACUGCGCCACAAGAGCCAGCAGACCCGCGCAGAGAAGGUGGUGCGCGACCUGCAGAGCGGCGCCAUCUUCAGCGAGCACGCCGCCCUUCACCUUGGCGAGGCCGCCCUGCUGGACCGCGACGCAUGGCCCCCCAAGGCGCCCCUCACACCCACGCCCAAGUCUGACCCCGCACCCCCUCCUGCCGCGCCCUCCACCUCACCCACACGCCUUCGCCCUGACCAGAUCCAUCUCGUCAUGGCUGAGGCACGCCAGGCCGCACGCACACCGCGCCCCCUCAAGGAACCCCAGCCCCAGGCACCGCCCCCCCAGCCCGUGGCACCCCCGCCCCAGGCGCCGCCCCAGCCGCAGGCGCCGCCCCAGCCACAGACCGCGCCACUGCGGCCGCGCCACCUAGCCAAGAAGAAGGACAAGUCUCCCAAGGCCAAGCUGAGGCAGCACGGCGGCGAGGCGGGACGCCCCCUGCCACCCCAGACACCCCAGCCCCCGCCCCUUCAAGCGCCACAGGCACCGCCGCAGCCCCAGGCGCCGCGGCAGCACUCGCCGGCACCGCAGCCACAGCCACAAUGGGUGGAGGUGGGCGGCGGGCCGGCCCUGGAGGCGUACAGCGGCUUGACGGAGCAGGAGCUGCAGCAGCUGCUGUGCCCUUCGCUGGCGCCGCCCGGUCCCGGCGUGGGCGGCGGGGUGUGUGCGGGCCCCGGGGCGGGUGGCGUGGGCGGCGCGGGUGGCGGCGCGGCGCUAUACCGCGCGGUGGUGGGGUACCUGGGUACCAUCGAGAUGCCCAAGGAGCCAGCGGGCGGGUCGCGGCUGGCGGCCAUCAGGAGCUGCGUGCGGCGGCUGCGCAUCGAGAAGAAGGUGCACACGCUGGUGCUGAUGUCGGUGUGCGCAGAGCGGGUGGUGCUCACCAGCCCGCACGGCCUCACGCUGGCCCAGUACCCCGCGGACCGCAUCACCUUCUGCGGCGUGUACGCGGACGACAAGAAGUUCUUCGGGCUGGUGACGGUGCACGGCGCGGCGGGCGACGACCUCAGCGACGGCUCCCACGACGGUGGUGGCGGCGACGGCAGCGGCGGCAGCGGCGUGGGCAGCACGUCCUCGUCGUGCCACGUGUUCAUGGUGGACCCACGCAUGGUGCUGCACGCAGACCACGCCCGCCGCGCCAAGAACUUCCGUCUGGAGUGCACGCCGCGCCCCGACGCCGCCCAUUGCCAGGAGUUCCCUGAGAGCGCCGACCCCAUCCUGCACGCCAUCCUGGGCUUGUACCGGGGCAGGGCGGGGCCGCUGGAGGGCGGGGCGCCGGGGCUGGUGGACGUGGAGGCGCAGCUGUCCCCACACCACUCCAACACCUCCUCCAACUCCUCCAACUCAGACUCAGGCAUCGGCUUCAGAGACGAGGGGGGCGCCCACCCCUACCACCACCACCACCACCACCACGACCGCGUCUUUGUGGUGGAGGUGGACGACGGCCAGCGCCUCCGACUGCAGAACUUCCCCGCAGCUGCCGCUGCCGCCACAGCAGCCGCACCACGACCCGCGCCCCUACCCGAAACCCUGCGCGCCGCGCUGGAGCCCCUGCCGCUGAGGGGUGGGGGUAGCAGUGGCGGCGGCGGCGGCGAGGCGCACCGCGGUCUGCUGGAGGCCCACCGGCCCGCCCUGGAGGGGCUGCGCGGCGUCGACAACCUGCGGGUGGUGGACAAUCUGCGCGGCGGCCUGCGCGGCGCCUUGGACGCCCACCGCCCCGCCAUGGAGGCCCUGCGGCCGCCGCUGGAGGGGUUGCGGCCUGGCCUGGAGGUGCUGCGGGGCGGCGAGGGGCAGCGGGGGGGCGGGGAGCUGCACCGGAGCGACAACGUGCGCUGUGCUGACCCACACCGUGGCGACGGCCUCAGGGUGGGCGUGGACUCACACAGAGUGGGCGUGGAAGCACACAGGGUGGGCGUGGAACACCGCGUGGGCGUGGAACACCGUGUGGGCGUGGGCGUGGACAGCCAUCGAGUGUGUGUGGAGGGACACCGUGCGGGUGUGGAGGGACACAGGGUGGGCGUGGAGGCACACAGAACUGCCGCGGAAGUGCAUCGCGUGGGCGUGGAGACACACAGAGUGGGCGUGGAGACUCACAGGGUAGGCGUGGAGAACUUACGGUGCCUGGAGGGCCACCGAAUGGGUGUGGGCGUGGAGGGGCAGCGGGCGGGCGUGGAGAACCUGCGGUGCGUGGAGGGCGGGCGGUGUGUGGUGGGCAGCGAGGCGCUGCGCUGCGUGGAGGUGGUGCACCGCGCCGGCCUGGACAGCCUCAGGGCGGGACUGGAGGGCACGCGUGCCGGCGCGCACGUGCACCUGGGCGCGCUGCCCCUGGAGGGCGCGCUGCGGCCCGGCCUGAGGGAGGAUGGCGUGGAGCUAGGCGUGGUGGACGCCGGCGAGGCGGGCGGCGGCGCCAGCAGCGAGGGCGAGGGCGAGGGCGAGGCGCCGCGCACGCCGCCCCCACAGCAACAGCAGCAGCAGGCGGGGCAGGCGCCACAGACACCGCAGCAGCAGCAGCAGGGCGGAGAUGAGGAGUGCGGGCGGCUGACGGUGCGCGCUAUGCCGGACCCAGUGGGGUUCCAGCGGUCCCCCGCCACGCCCUCGCCCGCCGCGGUGGCGUCCAUGCGGCACAGCAUGCACAAGUACCUGCAGCACAAGGCGCAGCACCUCGUCAAGGUGUCCCAGAAGAUCAACAGGCGCGAGAGUGACACGGGCGGCGCCCACCCCCCGCACCCCCACCCACACCCCCACCCUCACCCCCACCCACACCCACACCAGCACCCACACCCUCACCCCCUCAGCGUGCGGGCCUUCUCUCCCUCUCCCUCUCCCGCCGUGGGGGGCGCCACCACCCCGGGCGUGGCGUGCGGCGUGGGGGCGGUGUCGCCUGGCGCGGCGCGGGAGCUGGAGCUGUCCCUCAAGCUCCCCAAGGUCUUCGGCGUGCCGCCCGCGCCCCUCAGGCCCCGCGCGCCCUCUGAGCGAUCUUACACGCGGUCCCUCGAGGACCUUCGCGACUCCUCCACCAGUGACGGCGUGGGCGCGGCGCCCCUGGGCGGCGGCGCGGGCGGCGGCUCCUUCAGGGAUGGGUCUGAGAGUGACCACGGGCUGGACCGCCUGCGGCACUCCGGCCUGGCGCCCCUGGCCCCCCUGGCACCCCUGGCACCCCUGGCACGCCUCCUCCACGCCUCGGAGACCAACCUGGCCCGCUACCCGCCACACCUCUACCCCGCCGAGCCGCCCCGCGGGGCAUUCCGUGCCGUGCAGCCCCGCGCGCGUCGAGACGCCACCACCGUGCUGCCAGUGGGCGUGGUGCCGCGCAUGGGCGGGCUGGUGGGCGUGGGGGUGGGCGUGGGCGUGGGCGAGCCGCUGGACUCAGGCGACGAGCACACGGAGACCACGGAGAACACCGGGGAGCAGGAGGGCGGCAGUCAGGACGUACACCCGCCCACGCAGGACGAGUUCUCUCACGACUCAGACUCAGAACAGCAGGUGGACGGAGGAGGAGGAGAUGGCAAGAAAUGGAUUAGAAACAGCUCUCUCCGCAGACACUACCAAUCCGAGCACUGUGUUGACGCCCCCCACUCCGACACUGAGCUGGGCAAGAUCUCUGCACCCCAUAGUCUACUGGAUGGGGAGUGUGUGUCAGUUGGCGGCAGCAGCAUGACCUCCGAAAGGGCCAUCGACGUGGGUCAGGUUGGGUCCUGGGCCACUUCCUUCGAAAAACUACUUGAAGACCAGGCUGGACUUCACACGUUUGCUGAGUUCCUGAAGAAGGAGUACAGCCACGAGAACAUCUACUUCUGGACAGCGUGUGAGAGAUACAAGCGUUUAACUUCGUCCGAUGAAUUACGAUCAAUGGCAAGGCAAAUUUUUGAGCGCCAUUUGUAUAGUGGUGCCCCUGAGCCUGUAAAUGUGGACUCGCAGGCUAGGCAGGAUGCGCAGGACGGCCUACACCUUCCCAAUGAGUCUCUGUUUGCCCAGGCACAGAAGCAGAUUUUUAACCUCAUGAAGUUCGACAGUUAUUCCCGAUUCCUCAAGUCCUCUUUGUAUCAAGAGUGCCUGGCUCUGGAGAUGAGGGGCCAGCCACUUCCCUACCCUGGUGACGACUCCCUUGAUCCUGAUCUUAGAAUUGGAGCGGAGGAUUCACAUGUUAAGCUGAAAAAGAGCCGAUCGGACGCAGAGGAGAGGCGUCGGAAGUCCUUGUUACCUUGGAAUCGGAAAGAUCGCAGCAAGAGCAAGGCGGGGGAGGCAGAGUACCGGAGAAGGAAGAAGAGCUCAAGCCACAGCCACAGCAGCACACACACCGCACACACCACCCACCGCAACACCUCAGACUCAUCCUCCCUGCGCUCAGACAUCAGUGGCAGCAGGACGUCCUUAAACUCCUCAGAUCUGCCUUUAGGACGCCGCGCUGCUUCCAGAGAGUCCCUAACCUCGGGGGACCAGGGGAGUCUGAGUGGGGGGGAGGGGGGUGCCAGGAGUGCCAGAUGCCGUGUGAUGCUUCCAGACUUAACAAACUCUGUGGUCCCAAUCAAGAGUGGAGAGACUGUGCAGGCUGUGAUGUGCAGGCUGCUGGAGCGGAGAGGGCUGACCUACUCCACUUAUGAGGUCUACCUGCACAAGACUGACAAGCUGCUAAACAAGAAGGAAGACAGUGCUAUCCUGACAGGCUGUGAGGUUCGACUGGAGCAGAGAGUUUUUUUUCAAUUAGACCUACCUUCUCAUAAAACGGUCUGUAUUAAAGCUAAGCCUACCAAGACUACCGGGGAAGUCCUUAAGCCUAUCCUGCACAAAUAUGGAUUCAAAUUAGACCUCCUACAUAUCCAUAAGGACGGCGAGGAGAAAGCAGUGAAUCUGAAGUGUUCUGUGACAGACAUUGACGGCAUCAGACUUGUUGUGCAGACCAAAGAGGAGGUGAAAGAGUGGGGGGUGGAGCCGGGGCGGGCGCGGCGUCGGGGGGCGGUGGGGGCGGGAAGCAGCGCCACCCUCGAUGAGAUCACUAAUCGAGUAUUUCAAGAUCUAAGGAACGGAAAGACUGACCACCACUUCGAUGACAUGGGGGUGUUGGACCUUGACGCACGCUCUUCCAGGACGGACAGUAGUGACAAGUCUUCGGGUAUUCUUGGAAGCUUUAGCAGAAGAAACUCCUUUGGUCCCGACAAGGACCUGCUGAGUAAGGGGCGGAAGACGAGAGGCAGUGUGCACGACAGCCUGGCUCUCUUCUCCCACUCAGAACACCACUCCCUCAUGGCCAAGAGGCGUGGUGGUGGUGGUGGUGGUACUCCCAUGCAGAACAAGCAGGAGAAUGAUGAACUGUACGAGGGGCUAAAGCGUGCGCAGAUGAGCCGUUUGGAUGACCAGAGAGGAACCGAGAUUAAUUUUGAGCUUCCGGACUUCCUUAAAAACGACCAACCGCAGAUUACUAACACAGAUUUAUAAGCAUGGGGACAAGGCUCUCUCUCUCUCUCUCUCUCUCUCUCUCUCUCUCUCUCUCUCUCUCUCUCUCUCUCUCUCUCUCUCUCUCUCUCUCUCUCUCUCUCUCUCUCU